AUGCCUUACACACCUCCUUCACAUCGAUCUCCAGCUUCCUCAGCAUCGACUUCACCUAAUGUGAGCCGACGUUCAUCACUUCAAACAGGGACUCGACCCUCCCUUCCCCGAUCUGCCUCGUAUCUCCUCAAGCACCGUCGAACACCCUCAGCAUCAGCAGUCAGCGAUGGAUCGACCGGCACCCUAACCCCCCAAGGCACGUCGGAGGAUCUGAAGAGCAUGGUGUCCAACCUGUCUUCAGCGGUGCGGCAGUCACCACCCCCCGUCACCGACGACCGCACAAUGCCCAUGGGUGCCAUCAUUUCCCCACCCGACUCGGCCUCGUCUGGUAGCGACGAUGAGGGAACUCUCAAGAUACGAGGGAGGAAGCUCGAGAAGCUGAGAGACGCAGCCAGCCAGAUCCCCCAACAAAGGACACCAUCUCCCGAGCGCAACCACGCCGAUCGCUCCGACUCUGCCAACCGAAAUGGCGUCCACUUCAGCUUCAGCACAAGUGCGCUGGGCGACCUGGGCAAGCCUGGCCGAAGGAUGGGCCAUGUUCGUUCGGCCACUGAGCCUCAUGCUCAAGUUGCCAAGUCGGCCGACAACUCGUUGACGGCCUCUGACGAGGAGUCGGACGAUGACUUGCGCAAGAAGCCGCAAAUGGUGCGAAAGAAGUCGGGUGAGUUGGUACGACCCGCUCUGCGGCCACCGUCCCGCCGGCGUCCUUCUAGCAUGCCCGGCACUCCCAUCUUCUCCAAGGCUGUUCACUUCGACUCUCACUUGGAACAUGUUCGUCACUUCCUCCAGGUUGAUCGUCCCCUUGCUGUCAGUGCUGGAUCGUCACCAGUCGAGAACUACGAUAGCGACACCGAGUAUCCAUUCCCUUCAGAAGAUAAAACAAGAUCCCCUCCUUUUGAGUGGGAGAUUCUCACUUCCAACUUCCCCCAGGAUAGCCCCGCACGCAAAGCUCUCCCGGUUCGCCUUGAGAAGGUGUGGUUGUCCGCCGACCAAAAGACCCUCCAUGGCUCCAUUGCCAUCAGCAAUCUGGCCUUCCAGAAGGCAGUCACCUGCCGAUUCACUCUCGACUACUGGAAGACCACAUCAGAGGUUGCUGCCGAAUUUGGCCACGAGAUUCGUCCUCGUGAAACCCCCCUUGGCCAUGACCGGUUCACCUUCUCCAUCAAGCUGGCCGACACAGCCAACUUGGAGUCGAAGACGUUGUUCUUCUGCAUUCGCUAUGCUGUCAAUGGGCGAGAGUACUGGGACAACAAUGACUCUCGCAACUUCCAAGUCGACUUCCGCAAGAAGCACCUUGCCCAGAACGGGAAGAACAACUUCCAGGGCGCCUCGGGCCGAUCGCACAAUGGCCUGCCGCGGAGUAACCGACGCGGCGCCAACGUGCCCCGACCCAAGUCGAUGCCCAGCUUUGGCGAAUUUGAGAAUGAUGCCAAGUUCCUCGAUCAACCCAUCCACGAGUACUUGGGGGAGUCUGCAUCUGGGUCCACUGGUCUUCGCUUGAAGACCAAGUCCACCAGCAACCUCGCCAGCGACAACAUGUCUAACGGAUUGGGAUCCCCUAGUGGAUUGGCUUUUGCGAACCGAUACGACUUUGGUGCAUCUCUCAACGCCGCCGUCAAGGCUGCCAAAGACACCGUCAACAAGGACAAGGACGGGCUUUACAUGAAGGCCAACGUCCGCAGUGCUAAGCCCGCUCCUCCGGUCCCUUCCGCCCCGCUUCCUUUGGCGACUCCUUCUACUCAGAAGGCCCCGAGCCCGAGUGCGGCUUCGACUCCCACCCUACCAAGCUCAUCGUACGAAGAGCUUGUUAACAAGUACUGCUUUUUUGGUUCAAAGCAGUCGAGUCCCACCCUCAGGGAUGGCACGAUGAACAGUGGGCGAUUCGAUGGGACUUCUGGAGACCAUGCCGGCCGAGCGACGAGAAGCCUGACCACAUCCCCCCAGAUCUACCAGCAUGCUGGCUCAGCGACUCACCACACCCUCCAACUUGGCAGCUCCGGUUCCGUCUUCCGACCUAUCACCUAUAACCCCUCAUCGAUUGUUUUACCAACUAGGGAUAUUACCCUGGUAAAGGCGGCGAGCAACCCUUCGACGCCGAGAACUUCUGCCGCCGCCGCCGCAGCGGCAACUUCUUUCACCACAUUUGAUGGCACACCCCCAAGCGACACUUCGUAUCCGCUAUCGAUGGAUCGAUUUCCUUGGGCGGGAGAUGCCCACGCAGCCACAGCCAUCAGAGGAUAG
Messenger RNA from Ilyonectria robusta, 2241 nucleotides. Its product is annotated as putative phosphatase regulatory subunit-domain-containing protein. NCBI's taxonomy places the organism in Eukaryota, Fungi, Ascomycota, Sordariomycetes, Hypocreales, Nectriaceae. Gene Ontology annotation, molecular function: protein phosphatase 1 binding; glycogen binding. The record is from RefSeq and is a predicted model, not a curated record. The transcript has 2 exons. The coding region runs from base 1 to 2241 and encodes 746 amino acids. Gene Ontology annotation, biological process: regulation of glycogen biosynthetic process. Gene Ontology annotation, cellular component: protein phosphatase type 1 complex.